GUGGCAAGGAAGGCUUAAGCCAGGAUCUCUAGAGGAUCUCUAAAAUAUUAUUUUUUUUUCCCCAAAAUCUUAGGGCUUUUCUUUUCUUUCCUUUUUCUUUUUUACAAAUUACAUACAUACCGCGAGCAAGCCAAAACUUCGCCAGCAACAUGGAUGAUGGAUGCUUGCGCAUAUGCGUAUGUGGUGAAACAACAUCUUGAACAACACAUCUUUCAGUUAAUCAAAGCAAAGUGCCGAGCUUACCUCGGGCUCUUAUUAAUUUCCUUGCCGUUGUUGCGUUCAAAGUCCAAAGAAGAAAAAGCAUAGUCGCUUUUCUUGAAACCACGACAAGAAAGUAUGGUACCGACCUACCUUUGGAUGGUACCUAUGAUAUGGGAUGGGAUGGGAUGGGAUGGGCAUCAUGGGAUGGUAUGCAACUAUUAUUAGUGAGAAUGUCUAGUGCUUCCCUGAUGCUACACCGUUCAACACAUGGUCAAAUACCUAACCGUAGCGUUGGAGACAGAACCAAUCCUUGGGCAACAUCUGGCAUUCAAAAAAAACAGCUAACUGGCCCGGAGCUUUUGGUACCUUGCAGAAACCGUCAUCACCGUACGACUACACAUCAAUGUUUGAUACAUUACCACCUCAUCAUCCAAUGUUCCCCUAUCCCCCCUUUCCUUUUCUUUCCAAACGUAGGGAAAGAGUAAUUAAGGGUUUGGUGAAGGAAUGGGAGGAAUAGUUGCAUGUUGG
Molecule: messenger RNA, 729 nt
Organism: Hypoxylon fragiforme
Lineage: Eukaryota; Fungi; Ascomycota; Sordariomycetes; Xylariales; Hypoxylaceae
Exons: 1
Coding region: 372-686 (104 amino acids)
Source: RefSeq, a predicted model, not a curated record